Vitis riparia (riverbank grape) is the source of this 4877-nucleotide messenger RNA. RefSeq names its product nuclear pore complex protein NUP155. Gene Ontology annotation, molecular function: structural constituent of nuclear pore. The transcript has 13 exons. The coding region runs from base 148 to 4638 and encodes 1496 amino acids. NCBI's taxonomy places the organism in Eukaryota, Viridiplantae, Streptophyta, Magnoliopsida, Vitales, Vitaceae. Gene Ontology annotation, biological process: protein import into nucleus; RNA export from nucleus; protein localization to nuclear inner membrane. The record is from RefSeq and is a predicted model, not a curated record. Gene Ontology annotation, cellular component: nuclear pore inner ring; nuclear pore.
ACCCUACAAUUCCCACCUUGUCACUCCCUCCCUUCUUCAUUACAAAUUUAGGGCUUUUUUUGUUGCCCGGUCUAGGAUCCUGUGCUCUGUAAUUUUGGGCUUCAAUCCCUUCAAACUACAUUUUGAUUUUAGGGUUUUGCGAGAGCAAUGUCGUGGGACGACGAGAUCGUGGUGCGCGACGUCACCAACGCCGGUCUCGUCGUGAGUGACCGUAUUAAUCGCGAUGUUGCUGCUCAGACUGACCUCGAAGAAGCCCUGGAAGCUUCUAGAUACACUAGUCAUCCGUAUUCCACUCAUCCUCGAGAGUGGCCUCCUUUGGUUGAAGUGGUGGAUACUUGGGAAUUGCCUCCUGUGCUUAUUGAAAGAUAUAAUGCAGCUGGUGGGGAAGGGACUGCUCUAUGUGGAGUGUUUCCUGAGAUACGCAGGGCAUGGGCUUCAGUCGACAACUCUUUGUUUCUUUGGCGUUUUGAUAAGUGGGAUGGCCAGUGUCCUGAAUACAGUGGGGAGGAACAAGCUAUUUGUGCCGUUGGCCUUGCCAAAUCUAAACCUGGAGUUUUUGUGGAAGCUAUCCAAUAUCUUUUGGUGUUAGCAACUCCUGUUGAGUUGAUUCUUGUAGGUGUUUGCUGCUGCGGAAGGGGUGAUGGAACAGAUCCAUAUGAGGAGGUUUCACUGCAACUUCUGCCAGAAUAUACAAUACCAUCCGAUGGGGUCACCAUGACUUGCAUCACUUGUACUGACAAGGGUCGCAUUUUCCUGGCUGGACGUGAUGGCCACAUUUAUGAGAUGCAUUACACAACUGGUUCAGGCUGGAAUAAGCGUUGUCGUAAAGUUUGCCUCACUGUGGGAUUGGGAAGUGUCAUUUCAAGGUGGAUUGUGCCAACUGUAUUCAAGUUUGGAGCUGUUGACCCCAUUGUUGAAAUGGUUGUUGAUAAUGAAAGACACAUUCUUUAUGCACGAACAGAAGAGAUGAAACUUCAAGUUUUUGUUCUGGGCCCAAAAGGAGAUGGUCCCCUUAAGAAGGUGGCAGAAGAAAGGAGUUUGAUCAAUCAGAAGGAUGCACAUUAUGGUGGCAGACAAUCAGCAGGAUCAAGACCCUCAAAUCGAUCAGCAAAGCCUUCUAUAAUUUGCAUUUCUCCUUUGUCUACACUGGAAUCAAAGUGGCUACACCUAGUUGCUGUUUUAUCCGAUGGAAGAAGGAUGUACCUCUCCACUGCUCCAUCUAGUGGAAACAGUGGUGCUGUUGGAGGUUUAAGUGGAUUUAAUACUAGCCAUCAUAAGCCAAACUGUUUAAAAGUAGUAACAACUAGGCCCUCUCCUCCUUUGGGAGUUACUGGUGGACUUGCCUUUGGAGCCAUAUCUCUUUCUAGUAGAACUCAAAAUGAGGAUCUUGCACUGAAGGUUGAGUCAGCAUAUUAUUCAGCAGGAGCUCUUGUCCUUUCUGAUUCAUCACCGCCAACUAUGUCUUCUCUUCUUAUUGUGGGCAGGGAUUCAAGCACACAAUCAUCAGUGUCAGGUGGUUUAGGGACAACUGCAAGGACUUCUCGGGCAUUGAGAGAAUCUGUAUCUUCCCUACCUGUUGAAGGCCGAAUGCUUUUUGUGGCUGAUGUUCUACCAUCACCAGAUAUAGCAGCCACAGUGCAGUCACUUUAUUCAGAAUUGGAAUUCUCUGGAUUUGAAAGUUCAGGGGAAUCCUGUGAAAAGGCAUGUGGAAAACUUUGGGCUAGAGGAGACCUAUCAACCCAACAUAUAUUACCAAGGAGGAGAAUCGUGGUAUUCAGUACAAUGGGGAUGAUGGAAGUAGUUUUUAACCGGCCAGUGGAUAUUCUUAGAAGGUUGUUAGAAUCUAGCUCACCAAGAUCAUUGUUAGAAGAUUUUUUUAACCGUUUUGGAGCUGGAGAGGCAGCUGCUAUGUGUUUAAUGCUAGCUGCAAAGAUAGUCCACACGGAAAAUCUCAUAAGCAAUGUUGUCUCUGAGAAGGCAGCUGAAGCCUUUGAGGAUCCAAGAGUUGUUGGAAUGCCACAACUUGAAGGUAGUAGUGCAUUUUCAAACACUAGAACGGCAGCUGGGGGGUUCAGCAUGGGACAGGUUGUUCAAGAAGCUGAGCCCAUCUUUUCUGGUGCGCAUGAAGGACUGUGCUUGUGCUCAUCAAGGUUGCUUCUUCCUGUGUGGGAACUUCCUGUUAUGGUCAUGAAAAGUGGUUUAGACACUUCCAAUGCUAUGUCUGAAAGUGGGAUAGUUGCAUGCAGACUCUCCAGUGGGGCAAUGCAAGUCCUUGAAAACAAGAUUCGCGCCUUGGAGAAGUUUCUAAGGUCUAGGAGGAACCAGAGAAGAGGACUCUAUGGUUGUGUUGCUGGUCUAGGGGACUUGACUGGAUCUAUUCUCUAUGGAACCGGUUCAGACUUGGGUGCUGGUGACAAUAGUAUGGUUAGAAACUUAUUUGGUGCUUACUCUCGGAGUAUUGAACCUGGAGAUGGAGGAACAUCAAAUAAAAGGCAGCGGCUUCCAUAUAGUCCUGCAGAACUGGCUGCUAUGGAGGUGAGAGCCAUGGAAUGUAUCAGGCAGUUGCUUCUUAGAUCUGCUGAAGCUCUGUUUUUGCUCCAACAACUUUGUCAGCAUCAUGUAACACGCUUGGUUCAGGGUUUUGAUGUUAAUCUACGACAAGAAUUAGUUCAAUUAACAUUUCACCAACUUGUUUGUUCUGAGGAGGGUGAUCGGCUAGCUACAAGGCUUAUAUCUUCUCUGAUGGAGUAUUACACUGGUCCUGAUGGCAGGGGAACAGUUGACGAUAUUAGUGCAAGAUUGCGAGAGGGUUGUCCAAGCUAUUACAAGGAGUCUGAUUACAAAUUUUACUUAGCUGUGGAGUUUCUUGAGAGAGCUGCUGUGACUUCUGACACUGAAGAGAAGGAAAAUCUUGCUAGAGAGGCCUUCAAUUUCUUGAGUAAAGUUCCAGAGUCUGCAGAUCUGCGAACUGUUUGCAAAAGAUUUGAGGACUUGAGAUUUUAUGAAGCUGUGGUUCGCUUACCACUGCAAAAGGCACAAGCUCUUGACCCUGCAGGUGAUGCUUUCAAUGAGCAACUUGAUGCAGGAACUCGGGAACAUGCACUUGCUCAGCUUGAACAGUGCUAUGAGAUUAUCACCAGUGCUUUGCGUUCUCUAAAGGGUGAGGCUUCCCAGAAGGAAUUUGGAUCUCCUGUGAGGCCUGCUGCUCGAUCCACCCUUGAUCAGGCUUCUCGAGACAAAUACAUACGCCAAAUUGUUCAGCUUGGUGUUCAAUCAUCUGACAGAGUCUUUCAUGAGUACUUGUACCGCACUAUGAUCGAUUUGGGCCUUGAAAAUGAGCUUUUAGAAUAUGGAGGUCCUGAUCUGGUGCCUUUUCUGCAGAAUGCUGGUCGUGAAUCUUUGCAAGAGGUUCGGGCUGUUUCUUCAAUAACAUCAACAAGGUCUCCAGUGGGUCUAUUUGGAGCACCUGUUCCAUCCAAUCAAACCAAGUAUUUUGAUCUUUUGGCACGGUAUUAUGUCUUGAAGAGGCAACAUGUACUUGCAGCUCAUGUAUUACUAAGACUGGCAGAGAGGCGCUCAACGGAUGCAGGAGAUGUCCCUACUUUAGAGCAGAGGCGCCAGUACCUGAGUAAUGCAGUUCUGCAGGCAAAGAAUGCAAGCAAUAGUGACGGUCUAGUAGGUUCUGUCCGGGGUGCCUCUGACAAUGGACUGCUGGAUUUGCUUGAAGGGAAGCUUGCUGUUCUCCGGUUUCAAAUAAAGAUCAAAGGGGAACUGGAGGCUAUAGCUUCCAGAUUAGAAUCUUCCAAUGUUACAUCUGAAUCUGUCCUGAAUGAAUCAUGCUCUGAGAGCAACCUGAAUGCUGAUACCAAUUUUGCAAACACUGUACAAGAAAAGGCCAGAGAGAUAUCACUGGAUUUGAAGAGUAUUACUCAACUAUAUAAUGAAUAUGCUGUUCCAUUUGAGCUUUGGGAGAUAUGCCUGGAAAUGCUGUAUUUUGCUAACUAUUCUGGUGAUGCUGAUAGUAGCAUUGUAAGAGAAACCUGGGCUAGACUUAUUGAUCAAGCUCUUUCAAAAGGCGGCAUUGCUGAAGCUUGUUCAGUCCUGAAGAGGGUUGGUUCUCACAUUUAUCCUGGAGAUGGAGCUGUUUUACCUUUGGACACAUUAUGUCUCCACCUUGAGAAGGCUGCAUUGGAGCGGUUAGGUUCUGGGGUUGAACCUGUUGGAGAUGAAGAUGUUGUGAGAGCUCUUCUCGCUGCUUGCAAGGGUGCAACUGAACCUGUAUUAAACACUUAUGAACAAUUGUUAUCAAAUGGAGCUAUUUUGCCAUCGCCAAACCUGAGGUUACGCCUUCUCCGUUCAGUUCUUGUGGUUCUUCGUGAAUGGGCAAUGUCUGUAUUUGCACAGAGAAUGGGCACAAGUGCUACUGGAGCUUCUCUAAUUUUAGGUGGUGCAUUUUCUUUGGAGCAAACAACUGUCAUUAACCAAGGGGUUCGAGAUAAAAUCACAAGUGCUGCAAACAGGUAUAUGACCGAGGUGCGGAGGCUAGCCCUUCCACAGAGCCAGACCGAGGCCGUCUACCGUGGCUUCCGAGAGCUGGAGGAGUCCCUAAUAAGUCCUUUUUCUUUUGAGCUGUACUGAUUGCCUUGUAUUCCAUGCCCAGUAGUGUUUCAAAUGUCCUUUCUCCACUCUGGUGCUGUUUUAGCUCUGCAAAUAAAAACGUUCAUUUUUCAUAUUGGAACAUCACAUUUAAUUAUUUAAAUGUAACAGUAAUCUUUGGUCUUACGGAGAAGAUGUAAUGAUUUGUGGAAUAUUUUGUUCUGAGAUGAAAAGAAAUCCAUGGUGGAGCCUACCCAAAUGUGCUUGCAUCAGUUUUGUCA